This is a messenger RNA of Trichoderma aggressivum f. europaeum, 807 nucleotides long. RefSeq lists its product as uncharacterized. The record is from RefSeq and is a predicted model, not a curated record. The coding region runs from base 1 to 807 and encodes 268 amino acids. Lineage: Eukaryota; Fungi; Ascomycota; Sordariomycetes; Hypocreales; Hypocreaceae. The transcript has 2 exons.
AUGUCUAACCAUCUCAUUGAUAUCGUUGCAGACGGCGACACAUUGAUCAUUCUUCCAGUUGGGGAUACUCCAGACUCGGGGAGUUCCGUGUCCGACGCGGGAGCUGUGGCAGACGAAAAAUCCGUAGUGGAUGACGAGAACGCUUGGGCAGAUGUUGAAACCAUCACGGACCCGGAAGUUAUCGCAAAUGAGAAGACUGGGACAACGGCAAAUGAGUCUAUCCGUGCUGCAAAGAGACUGAAGUUAUCAGAUGGACGCCAUGCAGAGCCAGAGACCGGUACCGCCGAAGCUAGUCGAGAAGUAUUUCAAUUCAAAGUUUCCAUGAGGCAUCUGGCGUUGGCCUCUCCUCGUGCAAAGGCUGUGUUACAAGGUCCCUUUAAAGAAUCCACGCCGCAUGAGUCCGAUGGCCUUCUUCAUUGGGAGCUUGCACCUAUAUUUGACCCAACAGCGUUUGAGACGGUGAUGCGAAUAGUCCAUGCACAGAACAAAAAGCUUCCUGAAACGGUAACACUUGAACAGUUGGCGAAUAUCGCAGCGAUUGUGGAUGACUUGCAAUGCCAAGAGUCGGUUGAAUUCUUUGCCUCGCUGUGGGCUAAGAAGCUGGCAAUCAAGCCGCCAGAAGAAAUAAAUAUAGACUUGGCAAGGUGUAUCUUGAUAAGUACAGUGUUUGGGUUGAAAGGGCUGUACGAAAGCUCGACGUUGCAGGCGAUCCUCAGCUCAACAGGCGCCAUGCCGGUCUUUGGAUUGCCCAUUUCUCCCGAUGCCUUAGGUGAGAAUAUUCGACUACACAUUGCAAUUGAAGGCUAA